AAUAUUAACGGAAAUUGGAUGACAGUUGAAUAAAUCGUAAAUUGAAAUAAUCAAACCUAUAACAAUGUCUCAAAGUGAUAAUCUGUCUUCCGAGUAUGACAUGUCCACCUGGCUCCGAUGCUGUGAACAGGAAGUGAAAGAACCCUUAGAAGGCAAAAUUAAAGGUGAUAUUCCAUCUUGGUUGAGUGGGACAUUGAUUAGAAAUGGACCGGGGACGAUCAGAAUCGGUUCAAUGGAAUAUGCACAUGUUUUUGAUGGAUCGGCCUACUUACACAGCUUCGCUAUAAAUAAAGGUAAAGCGACUUACCAAGGCCGUUUUUUGAACACAGAAGCAUUAAAGAAAAAUAGAAAGGCUAAUCGCAUCGUCAUCACUGAGUUCGGAACAAAGUCGGUGCCAGACCCGUGCCAUACUAUCUUCGAUCGGAUAUCUUUGUUCUUCGAUCCGUUGUCGUAUAUAACAGAUAACGCAGGCGUGUCUAUAUAUCCGUUCGGUGAUCAAGUCUACGCUAUGACGGAAGUGCCCACGGUAUUCAAAAUAGACAAGAAGUCACUCGAGACCAUAGAAAGGAAAACCCUUAUCGAUUCGUUGAUCGUGUGUCACACGGCGCACCCGCACAUCAUGCCGAACGGUGACGUUUUCAAUGUUGGGGUACAACUGAUCAAAGGAUUUUUAAAACAUGUGAUCGUGAAGUUUCCUUACAGCGCUAAAGAAGAUAUGUUCGACACCGCAGAAGUCGUCAGCGUCAUUGAACCUCGAUGGCGUUUCUCACCCACAUACUCGCACUCGUUUGGUAUAACUGACAACUAUUUCAUAAUAAUAGAGCAGCCACUUAUCAUAUCGACCUUCAGUUUGAUGAAAAAUGUCGUAAUAAAUCAACCCUAUGCGUCGAAUUUGCACUGGUAUCCCGAGUACGAGACGCUGAUUCUGCUGAUAAAUCGUAACACGGGAGAGAAGAUACGUUAUCGAGCCGAUACGUUCUUCUUCAUGCAUGUAAUCAAUUCCUUCGAGUCAGACGGCAAAGUGACUAUUGACGUCUGUUCGUACGAAGAUGCGAAGAUAAUUGAUGCAAUGUACGUCGAUGCUAUUAAGAACGCAGAAAGUAACCCAGACUACGGCCAAUGGUGCCAGAGCCGCCCCAAGAGGUUUGAGAUUCCGUUGGAUGCGCCUCCUUUCGCUAAAGUGGAACCACGAAUACUGGCAGACGUUGGAAUAGAAGCACCAAGAAUUAAUUAUGAUGCUUAUAAUGGACGACCAUACCGAUACUUUUACGGGAUAGGAUCAGAAGUUACAUCGAAAGACGCUGGUUCGAUUAUUAAAAUCGAUACAAUGACUGGUGAGGUAAAGACUUGGCGUGAGCAUGACGGAUAUCCCAGCGAGGCCGUAUUCAUAGCUCGUCCUGAUGCGAAGGAUGAGGAUGAUGGCGUGUUGCUGAGCGCGAUAAUAUGGGGUAAGAUUGACAACGCAGUGACACUGAUAGUGUUGGACGCUCAAGACCUUCAGGAGAUCGCGCGAGCCGAAUUCUCAACCCCUUCAGAAAUGCCUAAAUGUUUCCACGGUUGGUUCUUCCCUGAGAAAAUGACAAUAACAUAAAAUUUAAUGUUAUUGUCAUUAGCUUCUCGAAUGGGAUUUAAAUAU
Vanessa tameamea is the source of this 1636-nucleotide messenger RNA. RefSeq names its product carotenoid isomerooxygenase-like. The record is from RefSeq and is a predicted model, not a curated record. Lineage: Eukaryota; Metazoa; Arthropoda; Insecta; Lepidoptera; Nymphalidae. The transcript is spliced from 13 exons. Bases 65 to 1591 code for a protein of 508 amino acids. Gene Ontology annotation, molecular function: beta-carotene 15,15'-dioxygenase activity; carotenoid dioxygenase activity. Gene Ontology annotation, biological process: retinal metabolic process; carotene catabolic process.